UCUCUUCCCAAUGCAGCAGCAGCACAGACCUCCAGAAGGGCGAUGAGGAGGCGAUGAUGAGGUGAGGAGCGGCGCGGCGCGGGCUGCAGACUGCAGAGCCUGAUUAGUACGGAGAGGAGGUUGGGUUUGAACGGACCGCCGUAACCAUCACCUGUAUCUUAUUCGCGUGCAGCUUGCUCCAGCCUACAACCCCAUAUCGUAGAGGUAGAGUGACAUCUGUUUGCCUGCACCUGCAAGUCACGACGCGUCAAGUCUGUCUUCUGAGCGGGACAGGGUAGCUUGCCCAGGUUUCAGCGUGGCGGAUGGCUGUCGACGCGAACGCAACCACCACCGCUUCACCGCUAUCCUCUUCUUCGCUUCCUCCGUCGCCAACUCCGUCCGUGGCCAGCACCGGAGCCGGAUCAUUCACAUCAAAGGCCCGCAGUGGCGUCAUCAUUAUUGGCAGCUCCGGGAGCAGCGGCGUCGAUGGCGAGUGCGGGUGCAGAUGCCCCUCCUUCCGAGCUCGGUGAAAGGCGCAAGCUCCAUCACGCUUUGCCCGUGUCGCUUAAUACCAGCAUGUCCGGCUCGAUCGCUUCCGUCUCCAGCAGCAGUAGCGCUGGUGCCUUGUCCUCUUCUCCCAGUUCGGGGGGCUACAAGUUCCCGCCACAUAGUCAAGGGCAGGGGCACGGCGCGUACGGCAACUAUUUCCAGAGCGGCAGCGUAGAUGACGCGCUAGUAGGGGCGAGCGGGGCGGUGACGAUGCAGCUUGCUCACCCGCCCCCCGGCCAAGGGCAGGGUCUUCCCACGUCAUUUCUACCUCACGUUGCAUCUUCACCGGCCGGCAUGCCCAACUUCCAGCUGUAUUGCGAGCGUUCACGCGCCUCCUCGUCUGGCAGCUAUGCCUCUUUCCAUACGAGCGCCAGCGCGACGUUUAGCAUCAGCGGAGGGGGGAGUAGUCGGAUGACCGGCAACGUCAGCGGCAGCGGAGUGCCAGUAACUGCCACGCCGACGAGCAUCGAAGGCAUCGACCCGUCCACCUUUCCCAUCCCCCCUCCCCCCUCGGGAUCAAUAGCCGGCUCGAGAAGAGGCAGCGCUGCUAGCGCCGCAGGAGGAAGUGUCGGCCAUCAGCUCCUCGCUCAUUCACAAUCCCAUUCUUCGAGUUCCCACCAGCGCCCGUUUGCCAGCGCAGCGGCGCUUGCAUCUUCGGCAUCGACGGAAGCAAUUAACACUUCCUCCUCCACCUUGCCGUACCCAUCCACUUUCCCCUCCCCUUUUGCGGGCUUCCCAACGCCUGCAUCAGCAUUCGCCUCACCUUCCUCAUAUUCGUCGACAACCACAACGACCAACAUGUCCUCACCAACGAACACCACCGCGCCGUCUUCGACCCGAUAUUCCAAUUCGACGCGCGCGAGCACGUGGACGUUCCGCAGCCAGAACUCGGCGCUCUCCGUCUCGGCGCAUUGCAGUCCCGCUGCGGGGACGGCUCCGGAGGCAGCAGCAGUGGCACCGGACGCGCCUGGAUCCGCGUUUCUACAGACGGGAGGAGCAGGGGAAUGGAAUGAGGCGCAUGCUCGCGGUGCGCAGCAGCGGGGACAUGGGCUGGAAGGCGCUGAAUACAGCAUUGCGCACGGCCUUGGUAUUACGUCCGAUGCGCCGACAUCACAUCGUUUGCGCACAGACACGGCCGGCAGCGUCGACGACCCUGCGGUCGGAGCCAUCGCAACAGCCGGCGCUAGGGACGAGGCCGUGGUAGCAAUCAGCGCAUCCUUAUCGCAUCAUCGCUUGCCCAGCUGGACGGGUAGGAUGUCGAAUGUCUCACCGCUUGUGCUGCCUGGCAUGAAAGAACAUGUGCAUGAGCACAGUGACGCCAAAGGUGCUGGAAACGCACUCCCAAACGCUACACCCGCUUUCUCACCCCUCAUGGCCAGCACUUCCCUCCCUGAAUCCGCCUCUCCUCCUCGCUGCGCUGUGCCAGCGACCAGACCGACGCAGAGCACAGUCUCAGGCCCCGCACAGUGGCCGCGUCCUCAGCUUCUGCGCGCCAAGACGGAGGACGAGAUGAUGCAUCCGCUCCAUUUGCAACCGCAAUCGCAGGCGCAGGCGCAGCAUCACCCGGCCAUCCCUGCGCGCCGGGAUUCCAGGGCGGCAGCAGCAGCAGAGGGCGGCGUCAGAUCGCACUCUACCAAUUCUACGCCAGCAUGCAGCCGCAAAGAGUCGGUUACCGUUGCUGCUCGUGUGGCUGUUCCGUCCACGGGUGGCGCCGCCUGGGAUCAGGAGAGACCCUUCGCUGAUGCUGCUGCUCUAUCCGCUGCUCCGGUUCGCAAGAGCUCGUUGCGCCGCGGCAGCGGCAAGCAAGCCCAAGAUACCAGCACCACCGCAGCGGACGCCAUCGAGCACCAGGAGG
Messenger RNA from Tilletiaria anomala UBC 951, 2383 nucleotides. RefSeq lists its product as uncharacterized. Lineage: Eukaryota; Fungi; Basidiomycota; Exobasidiomycetes; Georgefischeriales; Tilletiariaceae. The transcript has a single exon. The annotation marks the transcript as partial. The record is from RefSeq and is a predicted model, not a curated record.